This is a messenger RNA of Drosophila yakuba, 1193 nucleotides long. RefSeq names its product FGFR1 oncogene partner 2 homolog. Lineage: Eukaryota; Metazoa; Arthropoda; Insecta; Diptera; Drosophilidae. Bases 127 to 918 code for a protein of 263 amino acids. The record is from RefSeq and is a predicted model, not a curated record. The transcript has a single exon.
UGACUUUAGCAUUGACUAGCUCCUAAACAACUGGCCUGAGAAGUCGAAUAGAAUCCAUUUAAUAUCGAACAAAAAAAGUCUAAAUUCAACGUGAGCAAUCCAAACCAGAUCGACCGGCUGGACAGGAUGGAGAGCCCGGAGCCUAUCGUAUCGGGAAGCGCACUAAUCAAGAAGUUGCAGGACUUUACCAAAUGCCUGGCCGAACUGGAGGUCAAGGCCGAUGAGCUGCUAAUCGACGCCGAAAAGGUGGACCAGGAGUUGACCAACUGUCGCAAGUUUCGCGAGGAGCAGCUGCUGAAGUAUCUGACGGAGAAGAAUGACGACGAGGAGCAGAUGCAGCUGCUGCGGGAAAACAUCGAGCUCAAGGAGACCAGCGCCGAGUUCCACCGGGGCAUUGCGUUGAUCAUGGAGAAGUAUCGGGAGCACAGCGAAGGGGACAUGUUCAUCGAUAGCUACCAGCUGAAGGAGCAGUACCUGGCCGGCUUGGCGAAGGUGGUCGAAGAGCAGGAUGCCCGAAUCGAGCGCAUGUUGGAGAUGAUGAAGCUGACUGCCGACUUCGAGGACCGAAGUAGUGACGAGAACCAGCAGAUCAUCUCUCAGCUGGCGGGGGAAAAUGAGCAGAUGCGCCGCCAGUUGCAGAUCAGUAGCACCGAUGAGCUGUUCAGCCAAGGAACCCUGGGCUCCAGCGAAAGUGGCACCCAGAUCGGACCAGACGACUCUUUAGAUCCAGAUGGCACCCGGGAAAAUAGCAUCUGCAGCAUAGAGAGCUUCCUGUCCUGCCUCUCGCCGAGCAACAUGGAGGAUGUUUCGGAGUGCUCCUCCAACGAAUCGCUGCUGAGUGAGCUGGAAGUGACUGGCUUCAUUGAGGAGGCUCUGGCCGAGCGUCCCGAGGAGAAGUCCUUCAACCUGGAGGACUAGGCACCUGAACGACACACGUUCCUGCCCCACUAAAAACACUGAUGACUGGCUGUUUACGUUGUUGGACUGGACUUGGGUCCUCAACUUUGAAAUAAAUUGUAAUUCGGGCUGGAAACUCGAUCUAUCCUUCGAUGUUUCCCAUCGAUUUCCAUCCCGAAAUAUAAUUUCAUUCGAGGCUACACUAACUACACACUGCUUGCUGUCUGUUAACUAUUGCUGUUUUUUCAACAAUCUUGUCACUUUCAUAAAGAUCUAUAUACCAUUUGCACUCUUGA